AUGCUGCCAGUUGACAAGAUCUGGCCGCACACAAUUGCUGAAGGCGUUCGUGCUAUAAAAUUGGGGGAUCAACCUAGCAUUCCCGGCUCAGCAGCAGGAUCUAGAUCAAGGCCAACAGAUGGCAUCCUCGAGGUCGUCUCCACACCCGACCGUGGCCUUGCUGUCUUCUCCGCUCGCAAAAUCAAAGCCGGGACGCUUGUGCUGGCCGAGCGCCCCCUAAUCUCGCUGGACAAGCACGAGGAGAACGAUGCCAGCGCGAUUGAGCGCGAAUUCUCCAAACUCUCUCGCGCCGAACAAAAGGUCUACCUGCGCCUCUUCGAUGCACAGAAGUCGCGCAUGUCCCAGGUUGUCUCUGUAUACUACAGCAACUGCUAUAACUGCGAAGGUUUCCGACCCAGCGGCAAAGGCGGCUCCGCGAUCGGGGCAUUGUCGAGCCGCAUCAAUCACAGCUGUGUUCCCAACCUGCAAUUCUCCUAUGACGCGAACAGCAACGAGAUGAGGUUUUACGCCAUUCGGGAUAUCUCCAGGGGAAAGGAGAUGUGCAGUAACUACGACAAGGUGGUCUUUGAGGUCACGGCGAAGCGGCAGAGAAAGCAGCAAAUGUACUAUGGUUUCGUGUGUCGCUGCGAGGCGUGUGAGCCGAAGAAUGAGUUCUGGGCCAAGAGCGAUGAGCGGAGAAUGGGCAUGUACGACGCCAUUCGAGCUGUACAGCGGUGUGAGAAGAAUCUGUCUGCGGAGAGCGGGACAGUAAUCAGUGAGGAAGAGCAGCAAGCCAGACGGGUUGAACUAGCGGAAGAAGCUUUGAGGUCCUUGGCGAGGCUGGAGGCGCUAUUGCUGAAAGAAAGCCUCGUGGGAGCGCCCUUGGCGAACACUUACCGGAGCAUGGCGAAGUGGGCCGAGAGAAAAGGCGAUAGAGGAGCUGACGAGGCUGUCAUAUGGAGGAUAAAGGAGCUCGAGGUAUGCAUUACUGCUUUCGGAGAAGAUGCUCAGCGGACCAAGGACAUUAAGGCCAAGCUGGUCCUACAACAAACUAGCACGCAUUUGAUGUGA
Messenger RNA from Cladophialophora psammophila CBS 110553, 1050 nucleotides. RefSeq lists its product as uncharacterized. NCBI's taxonomy places the organism in Eukaryota, Fungi, Ascomycota, Eurotiomycetes, Chaetothyriales, Herpotrichiellaceae. The record is from RefSeq and is a predicted model, not a curated record. The transcript has a single exon. The coding region runs from base 1 to 1050 and encodes 349 amino acids. Gene Ontology annotation, molecular function: protein binding.